Triplophysa rosa is the source of this 2666-nucleotide messenger RNA. It is a transcript of the gene c5ar1, whose product is annotated as complement C5a receptor 1. The record is from RefSeq and is a predicted model, not a curated record. Gene Ontology annotation, biological process: complement receptor mediated signaling pathway; positive regulation of cytosolic calcium ion concentration; phospholipase C-activating G protein-coupled receptor signaling pathway. The coding region runs from base 66 to 1139 and encodes 357 amino acids. Gene Ontology annotation, molecular function: complement receptor activity; G protein-coupled receptor activity. Gene Ontology annotation, cellular component: plasma membrane. The transcript has 2 exons. Lineage: Eukaryota; Metazoa; Chordata; Actinopteri; Cypriniformes; Nemacheilidae.
UUGACUAUUACAUUCAUAUUGAAGCCACACGCACCACUUCACUGACACAAAUUCUAGGAGCUAACAUGGAGGACGGUGACAAUUUUAUUUUUAUUGACUUUAAUGAUACCGACUGUUGGCAUGAAAACUGCUCCUAUGUGCUGAAUCCCUUUGAAGAUGAGGUCCCUGUCAUAGGUGCACGCCACUGGUUCGCUCUGAUCUGCUACAGCAUCGUCUUCCUGCUGGGUGUCCCGGGCAACGGCCUGGUGGUGUGGGUGACGGCAUUCAGAAUGCCAAACUCCGUCAACGCACAGUGGUUUUUAAACCUGGCCAUCGCCGAUCUGCUGUGUUGUUUAUCUUUGCCUCUGCUGAUGGUACCGCUCGCACAAGACCUACACUGGCCCUUUGGUCCUCUGGCGUGCAAAAUACUACACGGUCUAUUCUCCAUGAUGAUGUACUGCAGCGUUCUGCUCUUAGUUGUCAUCAGCUUGGAUCGCUUUCUUUUGGUGACCAAGCCCGUGUGGUGCCAGAACCGGAGAAAUCCGAAGAUAGCCCGGUGCGUCUGUUUGGCCAUUUGGCUGCUGGCUCUCCUGUGUAGCUCUCCACAGUUUUCUCAUAUGGAGGAAAAUGUAAAAAGUGAGACUAAAAUAUUGUGUGUUAGUGUGCAUCAUAGCAUCGGUCAAGCCUGGGCUGUGACUGUGUCUCGUUGUUUCCUGUCCUUUGUGUUACCUUUCAUGAUCAUCUGUGUCAGCCACUGGAAGGUUUACCAUGCGACAAGGUACAGACGGGGCCAACGUGGCAAUGACAAGUCGGCCCGGACACUGCGUGUCAUCCUUGCUUUAGUUUUUAGUUUCUUUCUGUGCUGGAUGCCUCUGCACAUCGUGGAUCUCCUUCAAUUGAUACAAUACAAAAAGUCACAUCAGUUACAAGCCGACUUGAAGUUAGGCCACGUGUUAGCGCUUUGCUUGGCUUACAUUAACAGCUGCAUGAAUCCUCUACUCUACGUGUGUCUUGGCCGUGGUUUCAAGGAAAAUCUGAUAAGCUCCCUGCGUAGCGUGCUCCACUUUGCGUCCGAGGCCCCGUCCACUCGAAUUAACAUGACUGCAAGCAGUAAAACCACCACCACAGAUGGACAAACUUGCAGGGAGAAGCCCCUGUGAACCCUUGUAUGACAAAUGGAUCUAGAGUUAUGCCGCUGGAGUUCUCAAUGGUCAAUAGUCAAUGGUCCAUAUGACAACAUGGACUCCAUCUUUGUUUCAUGGGUUCUCAAUGAAGCACAAAAGUUGGGUUCCAGAAAUAAAAACCACAUUUGUUUUCUCUGCAGGCUUUUUUUUACAAAAUUUGUAACAACCUAUAAAUUUAAAGACAUGAGGCUCUUAGGAGAUAUGCUGUAAUGGUGUUAAGGCCACGAGUCUGUGUUAUUUCCAAUUGAACUUUUCAAACAGUAUGUUUAACACUGAAACUCCUGGUGCAAAAUCAACAAAUCACAGAAUCACGUCCAACAAAAUGAGCCACGCGAAUGGCGCAGUUUGACUCGCUCAAGUGCUUAAAGAUUUUUAUAUAUCAAAAUAUAGAUUACUAGACCUAUCACAAUCACGAUAAACAAAAAAUGUUUAUGACUAUAAUUUUAAAUAUUUUUUAUUUUAACUUGAAAAAACAUUCGCAGAUGCGACGUCCACUUGGACAGCAGUUGAGAUGUUAAGUCAUGUUUGAUCUCCUAGCUGUUGGUUUAGUUUAUGCCGUUGUAUGCUUUGAUAUUUUUCCUUGUUUAAGCAUAACUUUAAUUUACUCAUUUAAAAUAUUAAAUAUAAGUAGCUGUGUAGUCCAUUCAUCCCUUCAACUGCACUGCAGAAGCAAGCCAAACAACCAACCAAACCUGUGAUCAUCUAGUGAGGUCCAGACAGUUUGUUUCGGUUUAACAAAAUGCUACAUACUUAUUUUAGAAAUAAAUAUAUGCUGUUGUUGAGUAAUAUCACUUGAACCUUGACUUUCAUUUUAAACUUCUAACCUCGAGAAAAUACAAAAAACCAACAUUGCUCUCGCGCAGAGCAGAAUGAGGUUGAACACUAUUGAGGCGAAAGUAACGGAACGAAUCCAAUUAGCAUACCUCGAAACACAAAAUAUCGCUCUCACUUGUGUUUGCUAGUUGAACAAGACAGUAAAAAGACACACAAGUCUAAAACGUCGCUUGGAAUCUACUUGCAAAGAGCUGAAAUCUCCCAAAAUGCAAGUGGUAAAAUGUCUCCGCAUGAACUUGCCAAACCACCAGAGGUCAGUAAAGAGCAAAAGUAUUAACUUUUAAAACCGCCCGUGUGGUUGUGCUUGUGAUUUAGUGAAUAAUUGUAAAAGGCUACUUUCACCACGAUUAGACCAGGGGGGUGGGGUGAUAAUCAUAUGUCGUUACUGCAACAACAUUGUUAAUGUUUACGUAAUGCAGUGUGUUGGGAAGUUUGGCCAUGAGUUAGCAACCAUUCUUUCCCCAUCAGCAUUUUUUCUCUGUCAGGGCAACACAAGGCAGAAUAAAUAUAACAUCUCUUCAUAGCAACUGCACCAUACAGAAGGUUCCGCAAUGAAAAAAUGAUACUCACCACUUUUUGCUUAUACUAUAUAGAGUAUAUUAUAAUAGUAUUGUGUAUUAUACUCUGCUUUUUUUGUUCAUAGAUCAUAAACAUGAAAUAAACAAAGGU